Entamoeba invadens IP1 is the source of this 4284-nucleotide messenger RNA. RefSeq names its product protein serine/threonine kinase, putative. NCBI's taxonomy places the organism in Eukaryota, Evosea, Mastigamoebida, Endamoebidae. Gene Ontology annotation, biological process: protein phosphorylation. The record is from RefSeq and is a predicted model, not a curated record. Gene Ontology annotation, molecular function: protein kinase activity; ATP binding. The transcript is spliced from 2 exons. The coding region runs from base 1 to 4284 and encodes 1427 amino acids.
AUGAAAACCACAUUUAAACAUGUGGCGUUUUUUCUUAUACUGGCGGUGACAUUUCUCAGUAAGAUAACACAUGCCGUCUGUUUUGAACAAUCACAAAUAACAUCGGGAGAGAUUUAUAUUGAUGAAGUUUGCUAUCAAAGUGUCCUCGAAAUAUCUUCAGCAAAUGUGACACUUGAAACCACUGCAAAUUUGAAAAUAACUUCGACUUUCACAUUGAAAUCUUCAGCUUUAUUUGUCUUACUUAAAAAGGCCAUAUUUACAGCAGGUACUACUACUUUACAGUCGUCUUCUAUUUACAAGCAAUUUGGGAUGUCCUCGUCAGUAUUAAGUGGUGUUACGAUGAAUAAAGCCACCUUUAAUUUGUAUGAUAAUGCCACUUCAGCAAGUACAAGUGACUUCUAUAUCACAAAUUACAGUACUUUAGAACUAUUCAAUUUCUCUGUGUUAAUGACAUCGGGACAAAUUACAACACAAUUAUAUGGACACGUCAUCACACACAACUCUUCUCAACUUAUUACAAAGUCCAAUUUGUAUGUGAUGAUCGAUGGAAUCAUGAAAGUGUAUGACUCCUCCUCGAUUAGUGUUUCUCGUGUUCUUCGUGUCCAUGGGGGAAGUCUUCUGUUAUAUGAAACUACUCAACUCAUUGUGGAGGGAAAUAUCCUUACUAUUAGUUCGGGCAAGAUAACACAGAACGACUGGAGUGUGGUAAGUGCUCCUAUUUUUUAUCUUCAGUCGACGUACACUUUAAACGGAAACUCAGUGAUGAACUGCUCGGGUGUAGUAUAUGUCGAUUCCUCUCUGACACUUAACGAGAAGAGUUUGAUAUCUGCUCAAAUAAUUUCAGUCUCGAGUUCCGGUAUAAUUCAAUUGAACAGUAACAACUCCAUUGUAUCUCUUGUUGUGACAAAUUUGUUGUGCGACUCGGGAACUAUAAAUAUAGUUGGAUGGAAUUCUAUAGAAUCGGAAAAUGUGACAGUCCCGUCGUGUAAAGUCACUGUAUCCCCAAGAUCUUAUGUGAACGUCCCAUUGUUUGUCACAAAAAUAAUUGAUUUGACAUCAGUCACUGUUACUUCCUCACAAAACUUCAUCUUUGCUGUUGCUAAAAAGGGAGACGUACUAACAGUCCUGGGAAUCACUUCAAAAUUCAAAUUAAUUCAAAAUAACCAAAUUUUGGCUUAUGGUGGAACUCCAACUUCAUUUUACUGUCAUUUCUCAGAAUUAAAAUUUUCAUCUGCAAAUUUCGUGGAACCGUUUUGUCCGUGUGAAACAGAAACGUGCUACUUUGCACCGAUUUCAUCUGUUAUGGAAUUUGACAAAAUAUAUAGCACUUUUUAUAAUGAAGCAAACAAUUAUUUAACUUUAAAACGUGUCGACAAAAAUGAAGUAAAAUGUGACGAAGUACAAAAUGUGAUUUUUCUCAAUAACACAAAAUUGUCACUCACAAAUGUAAACACUUUUGAAGUUAAAAUUGAGGUGUUUGAGUUGGUCACUUUUUCAUUUUCAACACUCACUGUUCCUGUUCUCAUCCACUCUGUACAAGCUUUUAGUUACAAAGGCAUGUUAUGUGAUUAUGGGCUUGCUCUUGGUACACAAUUUACGUGUUUACAUCGAGUUUCUUGUUCUUCUGGUGCUUUUGAUAGUGUCAACAAAACAUGUGUAGCAUGUCACGAUCCCAAUUGUUACCGAUGUGAAAAUGAUAAUAUCACAAAUUGCAUUUUCUGUGACAAAAAGAGCAUUUUGAGAGAUGGGAAAUGUGUCGUUGAUGAUCAUUGUGUAUUAGCUGAUGGUCACGGAUGCUUGAAAUGUGCGGAUGGCUAUGAAAAUGUGUAUGACGGGUGUAUUGAAUCAGACGACUAUUGUCAAUUUCGCAGUGUUACAAAUACAGAAAUUUGCGCAUUUUGUUCCCCACUACAAAAUGUGAUCAACGAAAAUGGCAAAUGCGUUCAAUUACCAUCAAAUGCUUCAAUUUUCACGCCCGAACACAUCGUCGCGUGCUCACAAGGAUUUUUCCUGCACGACACAAAAUGUGAUUUGUGUGACACACUCACAGAAAGUUGUGUGUUCUGUUCCUCACAUUGUGAAAAGUGUGACAGUGGAUAUUCCCUUCUUUCAAAUUACACGUGCAAAUCAGAAAAGUGUCACACCACUGAAACAGCAGAUGUGAGUGGGCAGUGUGUUACACUAAUUUCCGGCUGCUCCUCUCUUUCACAAGAAAAGUGUUUGUUAUGUUCUCCUGAUACUUAUCUGUGGAGUGACCAGAUUUGUAACAUCUCGACUAAUACUGUAUGUGACUUCCACACGACGUCUGGGUGUUAUAGAUGUACAGGUGGGUAUUACCUUAAUGAUUCUAAUAAUUGUCUGCCCUGUGACUCGGAGUGUCUGACGUGUUCGACGACUUCUCUGAAUUGUACAUCCUGUCCAGUGGGGAAAUAUCUUAGUCAAAAUAGGUGUCAGUCAAAUGACAAAUUGACUAAGAGUUGCAAGACGUUUUCGAUAUUUGGAAAUGGGUGUUAUGAAUGUCGAGAUGGGUAUUAUAGAAUCGGUCUUUCGUGUGAAAUGUGUGCGAUUGAAUGUGGGACGUGCAGUAACGAGAAUUCGUGCAUCACGUGCAACUCAACUAAUUUCCGAACAGAAGAAUUUGAGUGUGUUCCUCGGAGUGUUAUUCAAGGUUGUGCAAAUGAAGUGGUGCAUUCGGGGUGUACGAGCUGCAAGAGUGGAUACUACAUAUACAAAAGUAAUCAGUGUCAGGCGUGCGUUGAUCCUUGUUUCACAUGUGAGUCUGCAAGUAGGUGUACAUCGUGUAGAUCUCAAUAUGUUUUAUCAAGUCAUCUCUGUGUGUAUUUCUCAAACAUAAGUGGGUGUUUAAAAGCAGAGGACUCAAAAUGUGCGAGGUGUUCCUUUUGGCAUAAGCCCAGCGUGAAUGGGGUGUAUUGCCAAAAAUCCGCCGUGUGGUGGGUCAUAGUCCUAUUUAUACUAUUCUUAUUGGUAAUUGUAACUAUAGUGAUUCUAGUAAUAAUUCUAGUAAUAAAACUAUUACUUAAUAGAUUGAGAAACAAGUCGGUUCUUGGGCAAAUGACAAUAUUCAAGAUGAGUCGUUCCAACAUCAAGUUUACGGAGGUUGUCAAAGGGAUCAGUGUAAGUAAGACGACCAUUGACCUUAAUGAAGAUGUUCCAGAAUUUCCCGUAUGUGAAGAGACAAGACACCUGUUUUGUGUGGGCAACAGCAGCAGUCGUGUUGCGAAGUAUCAGAUCUUAAAAAAGAGUGAGGAAAAGAUACGAUUUCGAGUUAUACCGGAGGUAGUGACGCUUCGGAAAGGAGAGGCGUGUGAGUUUGAGAUAUACAUCACGGCGCGGUACACGUGUACAAUAGAUAGUAUAUUUAUACUAUUCAUGAAACUAUAUCACAGCAACAAAGAGAAGAAAAUCUCAAUCACGCUGAAAGGCGAAACGCUGCUCUCAUCGAGAUUAGACCCGAACGAGAUUCAAGAAGAGAAGAAAUUGGGGGAAGGAGGUUUUGGGAUAGUCUUCUUGGGACAUUACCGAGGGAAUACCGUUGCAGUGAAAAGGAUGAAACAGUCCGACGGAACCAAAGAAGCUUAUAAUGAGUUUCAACUGGAAGUUAUUAUGCUUGAAAAGUUCCGCAGCGAGUAUAUAGUGUAUUUCUAUGGUGCAGUGUUGGUUAGAAAAAGACUUGCGAUAGUAACGGAAUAUGCGCCAUACGGGAGUUUAAUGGAUUUAAUGAAGAAAAAAAGAGAGGCGCCAAUAUGUGAGAAAAUGAAAAGGAAGAUUGUGUAUGACGGAACGAAAGGAAUAAUGUAUUUACACAUGAAUGAUAUCUUACAUCGUGAUAUUAAACCAGAUAAUCUCUUAGUUGUUUCAUUGGAAAGUAAUAUCGCAGUCAAUGCCAAACUGACUGAUUUCGGGUCGAGUCGAAAUAUUAAUAUGUUAAUGACGAACAUGACCUUCACCAAAGGAAUUGGCACACCCGUGUAUAUGGCUCCCGAGAUCCUCAACAAACAGAAGUACAAGAAGCCCGCAGACAUCUUUUCAUUCGCAAUUACCAUGUAUGAGUGCUUUGGGUGGCAAGAGGCUUACCCCUCUACCAUUUUUGUAUAUCCAUGGGACAUCGCCGAUUUUGUGAAUGCUGGAAAUCGAAGACCAAAAUUGGAGAACAUGGAGCAAGAUAUGUAUGACCUCAUUAAAAAGUGUUGGUCAGAAGAACCAUCUGACAGGAUCACAAUAGAAUCUCUUAGAGAUGCUCUUGAACCACUGUUGUUAGUGUAA